This is a messenger RNA of Polistes canadensis, 887 nucleotides long. RefSeq lists its product as uncharacterized. Gene Ontology annotation, molecular function: heparin binding; growth factor activity. Gene Ontology annotation, cellular component: extracellular region. The record is from RefSeq and is a predicted model, not a curated record. The transcript has 5 exons. Gene Ontology annotation, biological process: mesoderm morphogenesis. Lineage: Eukaryota; Metazoa; Arthropoda; Insecta; Hymenoptera; Vespidae. The coding region runs from base 139 to 630 and encodes 163 amino acids.
UCCACAGCGUCUACAGAUAGAAAAAAGGAAAGUGAGAGAGAGAGAGAGAGAGAAAGAGAGAAAGAGAGAGACAGAGAAGUCAAACUUGUAUCACCGGUUCGUCUUUCGAGGAAGAUCGACGCAACUCGAGUCGACAGAAUGAAGCUGUGGUGGAGUUUAGCGUUGGUCCUUGUCGCCGCAUCGAUGUUUCUCAGCACCGUCGGAGCAGCAUCUGUGCUUUGGGAGGAAGAUGACAAGGAGAUACUUGUACGAACCGUACGCGGCACCAAGGAACGAGCAGCAGCAUCCGGCAGCGCCGCUUCGUGCAGAUACGUCAAGGGUCAAUGGUCGGAGUGUGAUUCAAAAACCAACACUCGUUCCCGAACUCUUAGUCUUAAAAAAGGAGACAAAUCUUGCGAACAAACUAAGACUAUUCAGAAGAAAUGCAAGAAAGCCUGUCGGUACGAAAAGGGCACAUGGAGCGGAUGCGUGAAUCAACUAUCGACGAGAGUGGAUAAUUUAAAGACAAACAGUGAUCCCACUUGUGAGAAGACACGUUUGAUUACCAAGAGGUGUAAGUCGGAGACCACCAAUACCAAGAAAUCUGCCAAAGGAGGCGAACGAUCGAACAAGAAGUCGAGCAAGCAGUAAAAUCAUUUUCUUGUCUAAAUGUACUACCGUGUCCCUUUGUAAAACACCCGACGAUCAGCAAAAAUCCAACAACGGGCAACGAACAAAAAAUGCAUUCUUGAGUUUCCUUCAACGUACAUAUGGAUAUGUUUGAUUAACGAAUUGUCGUUGUAUUGAUAAAUCGCGAGUAUACUUACUACGAUCGAGACAUUUUCGUCGAUCGAUAGAAAUAAUAAUAAGAAUAAGAAUAAUAAUAAUAAUAAUAAUGAUAAUAAAAA